AAUAUUUAUAGCUUCUCAUAAAAGCCCUUCUCUCACUACCUUCUUAUUGCUUAUAAAAAUGAAAUUAAAUUAAUAAAAGAACGAAUAAAAAUAAAAAUAGGGUUCUACUGCUUCUUUCCAAUCCACACCACCUAGAAUAUCUCUAUCUGCAAGUUUUCUUCUCUUUUCUGCUUCGUCUUUCUCUUUUUUUUUUUUUUGUUUUUUCCUUUCUUUUUCUGUAUUGGAGUCGAGCUUCUUUUUUCUUCUUCUUCUACAUCUCAUCGAGAUCAGGUCCCUUAAUUUGCUAAUAUUUUUCAUUUUUAUACCUGUUCUCAUGGCGUCUAAUUUGCAAAAGGAUUCACCUGCUGAUGAAAAGUCAGGUUCAACAGAGAACAAAAUUGCAAAUUCUGAGUCAUCGUCUGGGGAGUCACCAUCGGCACAAAGAAGAGCUAGUUCUCUACCAGAAGCUGGUUUCCCUGCUAAUCCUUUUGAUUUCUCGGCCAUGACUGGCUUGCUUAAUGAUCCAAGCAUCAAGGAACUAGCUGAACAGAUAGCAAAAGAUCCAUCAUUUAACCAUAUGGCAGAGCAGCUUCAGAAAACUUUUCAAGGUGUCAAUGUUGAUGAUGGGGUUCCUCAGUUUGAUUCUCAACAAUAUUAUUCCACCAUGCAGCAGGUUAUGCAGAAUCCUCAAUUCAUGACCAUGGCUGAGCGCCUUGGUAAUGCCUUAAUGCAGGAUCCAUCUAUGUCAACCAUGCUUGAGAGUUUUGCAAAUCCUGCGAACAAAGACCAGCUUGAGGAACGAAUGGCACGAAUCAAAGAAGAUCCAUCUUUGAGGCCUAUCCUAGAAGAGAUAGAGAGCGGUGGUCCAGCUGCCAUGAUGAGGUACUGGAAUGAUAAAGAUGUUCUGCAAAAGUUGGGUGAAGCUAUGGGUCUUGCUGCUUCUGGUGAUGCAGCUACUUCUGUUGAAAAUUCUGGACAAGAAGAAACAGAAGAUGUGGGAAAUGAGGAUGAAUCAAUUGUUCAUCAUACCGCUAGUGUUGGUGAUGUAGAGGGUUUGAAGAAUGCCUUAGCCUCUGGCGCAGAUAAGGAUGAGGAAGAUUCAGAGGGAAGAACAGCAUUGCAUUUUGCAUGCGGAUAUGGUGAGGUUAAGUGUGCACAAGUGCUUCUAGAGGCUGGAGCUACUGUUGAUGCUUUGGAUAAGAAUAAGAACACUGCUCUUCAUUAUGCGGCUGGUUAUGGGAGGAAGGAGUGCGUGGCACUUCUACUGGAGAAUGGUGCUGCUGUCACUCUUCAGAACCUGGAUGGAAAGACUCCGAUUGACGUGGCCAAGCUGAAUAAUCAGAAUGAAGUACUAAAGUUGCUUGAGAAGGAUGCAUUCCUGUGACUCUUGGGCGGAGGGGCAUAUUUAUUCUUCGGUUGUAGGCAUUUUCAGUGUGUUUUAGAACAAUUUGCGUUGAUCAGCUUGAGGAUGUAGUCGCCACCGCAACUUGAUAUUUUGUGCUUAUUACUAAAAACUGCUUUCAGAUUAUUUAUGUUGCAUGUAUUUGAUAGCAGCUCAGCAUAAUCGAACUUUUUGUGCAACAUGAUGUGGAGUUUUAUGUUUGCGUUACAAUUAUUAGUUACAUAUUA
Ziziphus jujuba (common jujube) is the source of this 1608-nucleotide messenger RNA. RefSeq names its product ankyrin repeat domain-containing protein 2A. Gene Ontology annotation, molecular function: chloroplast targeting sequence receptor activity; protein binding. The record is from RefSeq and is a predicted model, not a curated record. Gene Ontology annotation, cellular component: chloroplast outer membrane. NCBI's taxonomy places the organism in Eukaryota, Viridiplantae, Streptophyta, Magnoliopsida, Rosales, Rhamnaceae. The coding region runs from base 314 to 1363 and encodes 349 amino acids. Gene Ontology annotation, biological process: protein targeting to chloroplast. The transcript has 9 exons.